UUGGCGCAUCAGCGAGUCUUUGCCCAGAUCCCUCCAUCAUGCAUGGGGGCAAGAGGGGUCUGGUGGCUCCGCAGAACACAUUCCUGGAAAAUAUCGUCCGGCGCUCCAGCGAAACCAGUUUUCUUUUGGGGAAUGCACAAAUCCUAGAUUGGCCGGUUGUAUAUAGCAACGAUGGAUUCUGCAAGCUGUCCGGCUACCACAGAGCUGAGGUCAUGCACAAGAGCAGCACAUGCAACUUCAUGUAUGGUGACCUGACCGACAAAAAGACUAUAGACAAAAUCAGACAAACCUUUGACAACCAUGAGUCUAAUUUCCAUGAGGUGCUGCUAUAUACAAAGAAUAGAACACCAAUAUGGCUUUACAUGCAGAUAGCCCCAAUCAGGAAUGAAAACGACAAGGUGGUGCUUUUCCUCUGCACCUUCAGAGACAUUACACUUUUUAAACAACCUAUAGAAGAUGAUUUAGCCAGAGGAUGGACCAAAUUCGCCAGGCUCACAAGGGCACUUACCAACAAUCGUAACCUGGUGCAGCAGUUAGCUCCUCUGAACAAGCCUGAGGUCAACCACAAGCCUUCCCGACUGGUUGAGGCUCUGCAGCUUGGAUCGGAUAUCCUCCCUCAGUAUAAACAAGAGGCCCCCAAGACCCCUCCGCACAUCAUCCUCCACUACUGCACCUUCAAGACCACAUGGGACUGGGUCAUCCUCAUCCUGACUUUCUACACUGCUAUCAUGGUUCCCUACAAUGUUUCCUUCAGGACCAAGCACAACAACCUGGCCUGGCUGGUGGUGGACAGCGUGGUCGACAUCAUCUUCCUGAUCGACAUUGUGCUCAAUUUCCACACAACCUUCGUGGGUCCGGCUGGAGAAGUCAUCUCAGACGCAAGGCUGAUUCGGAUGAAUUACCUGAAGACAUGGUUCGUCAUUGACCUGCUGUCCUGCCUCCCCUAUGACAUCAUCAAUGCCUUUGAAAAUGUAGACGAGGAUGUCACCCCACAUGCCUCCCCAGCAAGUCAUCUCCGUGACUUUUCAAAUUUCCACAGGAACUCCACUCGGACAGAGGACUCCGUUCUUCCCGGUCUCAGCAGCCUCUUCAGCUCCCUGAAAGUGAUCCGUCUGCUACGUUUGGGCCGAGUGGCCCGGAAGCUGGACCACUACCUGGAGUACGGUGCCGCCGUCCUGGUCCUCUUGGUGUGUGUCUUUGGCCUGGUGGCCCACUGGCUCGCCUGCAUCUGGUACAGCAUCGGGGAUUACGAGGUCAUCGACGAGACCACCAACAGCAUCAAGACGGACAGCUGGCUCUACCAGCUGGCCCUGAGCAUCGGAAAGCCUUACCGGUAUAACGCCAGUGGGACAGGCCGGUGGGAAGGUGGCCCCGGCAAAGACACCCUGUACGUUUCUUCCCUCUAUUUCACCAUGACAAGUCUCACCACCAUUGGAUUUGGCAACAUUGCUCCAACAACAGAUGGAGAAAAGGUUUUCUCCGUGGCUAUGAUGAUGGUGGGCUCGCUGCUGUAUGCGACCAUCUUUGGAAACGUGACCACCAUCUUCCAACAGAUGUACACCAACACAAACCGAUACCAUGAGAUGCUCAACAAUGUGCGGGACUUCCUCAAGCUUUAUCAGGUUCCCAAAGGUCUGAGCGAGCGGGUCAUGGACUUCAUCGUCUCCACCUGGGCUAUGUCUAAAGGCAUCGACACAGACAAGGUUCUUUCCAUCUGUCCUAAAGACAUGCGUGCAGACAUCUGCGUGCACCUCAACAGGCAGGUGUUCAAUGACCAUCCAGCGUUUCGUCUGGCGAGCGACGGCUGCUUACGCUCCCUCGCUGUCGAGUUUCAGACCACGCACUGCGCGCCUGGAGACCUCAUCUUCCACAUCGGAGAAAGCGUUGAUACCCUCUGCUUUGUUGUCUCCGGCUCACUUGAAGUCAUCCAAGAUGAUGAGGUCAUCGCAAUACUUGGUAAAGGGGAUGUGUUCGGAGAUGUCUUCUGGAAGGAGACCACGCCAGCUCGAGCCUGCGCCAACGUGCGAGCGCUGACCUACUGUGACCUGCACGUCAUCAGGAGAGAAGCUCUGAUGAGGGUGCUGGACUUUUACACCGCAUUCGCCAACUCCUUCUCCCGCAACCUCAUCCUGACCUGUAAUCUACGGAAACGGGUAAUCUUCAGAAAGAUUGCCGAUGUGAAGCGAGAGCAGGAGCGGCAGAGAAGUGAGGUGGCUCUCUCCAUUCCUGAAGAUCACCCUGUUCGUAAGUUGUUCCAGAGGUUCAGGCAGCAGAGGGACUCUCAAACGCCGGGAGAGACACAGGCUUAUUCGGACCAAAACUGUGUUCAGAUGGAGCCACAGCAUCACCACCGCACUGACUCAAUCUAUUGCAAUCAACAGCAGGAGCAGAGCACAAAACCCUGCACGGAAGCAGGGAGUGCAAGCAGAAGAAGAAGCACGGCUGCUACACAUCAAGAGUGCAAUGACUCUAGAAAGUCAGAGCAGGGAUGCACUCAAGUAACCAUGGAGUCGAGGCCUAUUCAGAGGAGCCUAAAACCAGGUACAGGUGGAGCCAGUAGCAGAGGGGGACGAGGGUGGUCGAGAUUUAAGAGCGCUGUAUCUACUGAACCAGCUCCUUCUGCCAAUGAGCAGGAAAAGGACAUACAGAAAGCAUCUCAGACCUCAGAAGAGCAUGCAGCUUCCAAAAAGAACCAGGAAUCAGAGGAGAAGGGGAGCACAGAGGGUGGCAACACAGCAGGAGACAGAAGAGAGGAAACAAGUGUCAUGCACAAGACCGACUCCUGCGACAGUGGCAUCACAAAGAGUGACCUCCGGAUCGACCGAGAUCUAGACUCCAGGAGCUCCUUUGAACGGAGCCCGAUGGAAAAGAGUCCUCUGGACAGAAGUCCCUUUGAGCACAGCCUGGGGGUUUACACAGAGGUAUCCCUGAGGCAUUCCUUCCUCCAGCCGGUGUCUGAACAAUCCCUCCUCCAGACGACCCUGCAGGAGGCCAAGCUGGAGCUGAAAGGGGACAUUAGGAAACUGAGUAGCCGGCUGUCACUCCUCGAGUCACAGGUGAGCGAGGUCCUCAGGUUGCUGUCAUCCAAAAGAAGACUCUCGUUGCCUCCAACUUCUUCAAAGGCAAAGAUUAAAAGUCACGACAUGGCCAUGGCCUCAAGAGUCGUAGCACCCAAAGCAGAAGAGGAAUCUUUGUGACUUCACUCACAACUCUGAUCUGUAUAUUUUGAUCAGCAACCUGCAUGUCCUGUUGGACUGGAAGACAUUAAAAACUUGACUGCAUGCUAAUAUUACUUUAUGUAACCUAUGCAUCAAAACCCAGGGAUUUUUCUUGUAGAAUUGUAUGCACUUUUUAUGGAUGUGUGAUGCCAGGAAAGAUACAUAUUAUGAACAAAAAUACAGGUGAUUGUAGGAAAGAAGUACAUCUUAUACAUUUUAAAGCAGCACCUAAUCGACUCUACAGCUUUUAUCCAUGUUACUCCAAGAAUGAUGAUUUGAUAAAGGAUGCUCAGACGAUGCUUAGGUCUGAAAAUCACCUAUAUAGUCAGCUGGUCAUAUUUGCAGUGGAUUUGCAUGUUUACAAACUCAUAAUAGGCCCACCACACCCCCCACUGGUACAAAGGAGCAUAACCCAACUAGAAGUAAUGACGAGUGGCCGGUGAAAGAAAUGCCACCUUCAGUCAGUGUUUACAGUGUCAUUAAAAAGGAAUAAUGACAAUAUUAAUAUGUAAAAGAUAAAUUAUUUUCUCAUCACUACAUAUUUGCUUACUUUAGUAGUUUAAGACUGUUUAAUCUUGACAUGAACACAAAAAACUGGAAGAUAAACUGUUUAAAAUGUGUACAAACUUGCCCAACACCCUGGACCGACUUAUAAAUGGCAUCAACCCAUUACUAGUGUUGCAGUCAAGACCUAAUUACAACAAUGCUCUUGAAAAUGGUCUCGCACUGCGUUGGUGUUGAUCAGACCAGGUAGCUAUUUAGCUAAUCUAUAACAGGGUGCAGACUAACUGGUUACAUUGGUCUGUUAUUCAAUGGGUAAGCAGAGCCUCAACUGCAUGCCACCUAUCCGGGAAGUUGCAGUUGUGGUCUUAACAGGUCCUGAGAAAACAAAAUCUAGAGUCCAGCAAGUCUGAAGAUCUAAAUUAGGGAACCGUUCUUGAGGCCGAGUCACUGUUUCACCCCUAUCUUCAAAAGUCCACUUUUAAUAAGGCUCUGCUGUAAAGAAGGGGAAAGAAAUGAGAAGGCUCCAAAUUAACAUUAACAUUUCAACAAGUCUUCAGGUGUGACUCUAGUUUGACGUGAGAGGCUGUAGUGAGCAGUGGCCCAUAAAACUGGCUGCUCUGAUCAGGGUUAUUCAAAGUUAUUUUGAAGGAAGCUGCACUAAAACUUUUAUAGUCAAAUUUUCUUAAUACCUCAGAAAGUCAAAGCAUAGCAGGACUUCUUUAAUUAUGUACUGCAGCAAUGAUAGUUUGCAUGUUUGGCUGAUGAAUCACCUUCAAACUACGUUCAUCUGCUUGUGUCCCAGAGAAAACAGGAGCAGCUAGGACUUUUUGUUUUCUCUGUACGACUGGAACUCACUGAACGUUUCCACACAAAAUCGAUCAGGUCCUACGUCUUCCCAUUUUCCCCUCGUCCCUCACCAAAGCUCCCACUCUCGGAGUCAGUUAACUGCAUGUGCCUUAUCAAGCGAAGCCUUCUACAGGGGUGCAUUGAUCAAAGAUAAUCAGCUGAUUACCUGUUGGGGUUUACCUUUAUUUUCUCCCAAAGCAUUGUUAUUUGGAAGAGAUUAAGUGUUCUAACACAGACUAGUGGAGUGUGGAGAGCUAAAGGGUGAUAGAAAUAUCAAUGACCUACACAUUUAGUUACUUAAGUGUUCACAAACUAAUUUCUCUGUGCACAUAAAAAGUGUAACAAUUUAUUUCAUAUAUAGGAUUUAUGUUGCUUGAAGAGGAUGUCUGAAGAGGAUUUAAACAGAUAACUGCAUUAGAGUCACUGUUUAUUCUGACAUGCAACUCAACUUGCUCAGGUAUAUUUAUUUUGUUUAGAUGAUUUAAAUGAUAAUGGUUGGCAUUAUAGUUAUACGUGACUGCCAGUUGAGUUAGUGUGGGCUGCGAUGGCGUCAGCAUGACGGCUGACUUACUACAUCUGUUCUAUGUUAGGUAUAUUUAACGACCUUGCAUGUAUCUGAGGGAACCUGUCAGCUGUAAAAUGGAUAAUGAAAACAGAUUCCUGCUCACCAUCUGUUGUUUGGUCUCUCGUGUGGCGCAUCUUUAUCUCAUGAAAGAAACAAUGAUGAUCUCUGUUUUUGCUGAAGAAGAGCAGCUAAAAUCUGUUAACGCACCACACUGGGACUUUUCAACAGUUUAGGCCUCAGGAGUUGUUUUUCUAUCUUUUUGUUUCAACUAGGCAUGGAAAAAUGAAAUGUUGUGACAGGGCCUAAAAUACACCCUGCCUAAAUUUAAUCUUUAUAAUAAUCUCAGAUUACAAUUGAAUAAAAAUGUCUUCCUUUGUUAUCUUUUGUGUGAAAGUAUAAAUUUCCUAGUUUUAAAGACA
Molecule: messenger RNA, 5552 nt
Organism: Girardinichthys multiradiatus
Lineage: Eukaryota; Metazoa; Chordata; Actinopteri; Cyprinodontiformes; Goodeidae
Product: potassium voltage-gated channel subfamily H member 5-like
Exons: 12
Coding region: 39-3197 (1052 amino acids)
Biological process (GO): potassium ion transmembrane transport; regulation of membrane potential
Cellular component (GO): membrane
Molecular function (GO): voltage-gated potassium channel activity
Source: RefSeq, a predicted model, not a curated record